Hyaena hyaena (striped hyena) is the source of this 1687-nucleotide messenger RNA. RefSeq names its product signal-regulatory protein delta-like. Gene Ontology annotation, cellular component: plasma membrane. The transcript has 5 exons. The coding region runs from base 506 to 1369 and encodes 287 amino acids. The record is from RefSeq and is a predicted model, not a curated record. NCBI's taxonomy places the organism in Eukaryota, Metazoa, Chordata, Mammalia, Carnivora, Hyaenidae.
UCCCCCUCCGCAUUCUCCUCUUGUUCUAACACCUCUCUUGGCCUUAACAUCCUGUUGAUCUUUAAGAGGAGGUGGGGCUCACAAGGAAACAAUAGUGAAAUACCCCUAGCAGUCAGUGAAUAUGGAUUCCUGGACAUUAAAGGGUCAACGGCUGAGUGUGGGUUGAGACUCCCUGGAGACAAUCUGUGUGCUUGGGUAGAGCCCAUUCCAGAGGUGAGAGAGAAGGAAGCAAACAUGCUGCUGCUUCUCUCUUUCUGAAAGUGUUUCUUGUGUCCCUCCACUCCUUUCCUCCAGAGCUGACCCAAGACCCAGCACAGACAGCAAGACAGCCCUCCGCUUCCCAGAUUGAGCCAACAAAUCUCAAAAACAACCAAACAAAAAAAGUCCUAUGGUCUUUCCUCUCAUCACAAUCCCCUUCCUCUGACAUCAUGGAAGCAGGGAGUGUCUUCUCUCCUCAGAGCAGGCCUCUCAGGACAACACUCAGACAGAGAAGGCUCCAGGGGCCAUGAGGAUGCCUGUCCCUUCCUCUCCACCACACCCACCUCUGCCCUCCCUCCUGCUGACUCUGCUUCUGGGAUUCACACGAACUUCAGGUGAAGAGUUCCAGGUGAACCAGCCUGAGAGUUCAGUGUCAGUCAGAGCUGGAGACAUCUUAACACUGGGCUGCAACGUGUCUGCUCCCUCCCCAGGAGGGCCUGUCUUGUGGUUCAGGGAGAAUGGGCCAGAACGACGAUUAAUCUACAGUUUCAAUGGAAGCCACUUCCCCCGAGUAAACCAAGUGGGAAAAACAGAGGUCAAUCAAACAGACUAUUCCAUCCGCAUCAAUGAUGUGUCACCCAAGGAUGGGGGCACCUAUUACUGUGUGAAGUUAACAAUAGGGCACCCUGACAUGGCGUAUGUAUCUGGCUCAGGCACCUAUGUGUCUGUGAAUGGAUCCUCACGUGAAACAUCCCAGGUGCAACAAGCAGAGAUGACACAGACUGUAUCAACUGGAGACACAAUCACCUUGAGCUGCAGUGUACCAGAUUCAUUACCGCAAGGACCUGUCUUAUGGUUCAAGGGAACUGGGCCAAGCCGGAAAUUAAUCUACAGUUUCAAGGGAGGUCUCUUUCACAGAGUAAAAGAAAUUGGACGCACCACCAAAGCUGGCAAAACAGACUUUUCCAUCCGCAUCAGUGAAAUCUCUCAUGCAGACGCUGGCACCUACUACUGCGUGAAGUUCAAGGAGGGGAAACCUGACAUGGAGUUCCAGGCAGGUCCAGGCACCAAGGUGUUUGUGACCAGAACAAGCAAUCAUUUUGGCCCAGGUGCUCCAGAGAGACAUCUUAUGACCAUGAGGGGAACCAAGCUGAGGAAAAAUCUGCUCUAGAGAAGUUCAAAGAUGUAAAGAAUGUGGGUUGACAACAUGGCGCGGCCAUACCAUUCCUGGUUCUAACCCCACUUCUGGACCUCCAUGUUAUGGGAGAAAAAACAUCUCCUUGUUAAGCCAGUUUGCUCAAAGUCACUAUCCUAAGGGAUGCCAGGUGAUAAAGUUUCCACAUCCACAGGGCACUAAAGUACAAUUUCAAAUCAUGUUUUUUGCUGUUCCUAAAGCCUUACUUCUUAAUUUUAUUUUUCUAUUUUGUCAUAAUCGCUGAACUCUGAGCAAUACCCAGAGUGAGAAAUGAUUAAAUUGGUGACAUUACAA